AUGGCUUCGAAUCAGAAAGACUUGAACACAAUCACAGCAAACAUGCAGACCAGGACGCUCCAGAACCAACCAACUGCGCAGGAGGGCUCCAUGAGCCUCGGCGAGGAACUCCUCGCAGAUACCGACGAACCGCCUGACGAACAGCUGCGGACCCCUCGCCCCACUCCGCGCAAGCCGGCUCCAUUGGAUAUUAUUGCGACUGAUUUCGCAAAGAGCCGGUGUGACGCUCGCAAGCACAAGGAAUCCUUGUUGACCCAGGCCCUCCAUUCCGAGAGCGACUCGCAGUCGGAUGACGACCACCAUGUCGAGCUUAAGCGAGGCAUGUCCACUGCCUCGACGUGGAGCAAUGUCAGCACAGCGUCAACCGACCUCACCAGCGACGGAGGCUUUACGAGCCCAGGCACACGGACCAGCUCUCCAAGCCCGCCACUCCCACCCACCAUCCGAGGUCUCCCCAUCAUCUCCAUCAAGAAGGAAACCGACCUUGCUAUUACCAUCCGCCACGAUGAGAACAUCGCGGAGAGGAUUGAAAACAAAACCGUCAAGAUCUCCGACGAACCCUCGGUUGAGGCAGGACUCGGACGCCGGAGGUGCAUCACCUUUGCUUGCGGAAAGAAGGAAAACAGCGCCAAUGCUGCUCCCGCGAAGCUCCAAUCCCCACCCCAAGGAGAGGACAAGCCUGCCGAACCCACUCCUCGCCGUUGCACUAUCAAAUUCGCCUGCGACGCGAAUGUUACGACACCUGCAAAGAAGUCCCGCAUGGCAAGCCCCCCUCCGCCUACGAACAGGCUUGCUGUUCCAAGCAAGGGUGCGCCACGCUCGCACCGUGGCUCCGACUCAACUGUGCGGAACGACUCUCCUAAGAGUCUGCGCAAAAGCGCAUCUGUCAUUCGCCACUCUCGAAAGUACAGCGAGAACUCGGAUAUCGGGCGCCGCGAGGCUACGCGCUUUCACGAGUUUGCUAGCUCCGAAGAGGAGGUCGAAGAGUGGACUCAGGAGCUGACAUGUCACAAGACGCGCCUGACCGUCACUGAUACCUUGAAAAUCGAGAAUGGGCUGAGGAAACUCGGUGAAGAGGUUGAGGAGGAGGCAUUGGAAGACGAUGACGAAGAUGAGGAACUACUUGAUGAGGAUGACGAGGACCUGGACCUGGAUGACGACCUGGACGAUGACGAGGAGGAAGAGGAAGUAGAAGGAGAGGAGGAGGAGGAGGAGGAGGAGGAGGAGGAGGAACACGAUGAUAACGAAUCUGUCAUCUCUGACGGCAGCGUUUCCGACGGCGGUUUCCAGACCGACGACGAGCAAGGCUUCGCUGGUUCUGAUGACGAAAGCGACGCUGGGUCUGACUACCAAUGGUGGGCACCUAGUCGCAUAGUCGCCCCCAACUCCAGUGAGCCUGAACACAUCAGGCCAUCUGGUCACCGCAGUUUGUCUGACUCUACCUGCUCAAUUGCGUCCGGCUCUGGAAUGUUCACCAAGGCUUCUCCUGCCAAGAAAAGGAAGCCUGUCAACAUUCGUCCUCGCAGCCCCGAGCUUCCGGACAGCACGGACUUCGUCUGCGGUACCCUCGACGAGGACCGCCCUCUGGAGGAUGCUUACUACUCGGCCCUCGAGCAACGCAGGGCUGCCAAGCACAAGCAGACUCCUCAGGACAUCGAUCCCACCUUCCCCACCUCAGAUCCCGAGAUGGAUGAGGAGGACGAGGACGACGAAGUGGACGCAGCUGCCGAAGAUAGCGACCAACACAUGUUGAUGCAUGGUCAGCUUGACCAGAUCGACGACGUCGAAGGUCGCGGCCGCCGUCGGGCAGGGCCAAAGCGCUCCCCGAUCUCAUCGCCCAAGCGUCUUCGUUCUCCACCACCGCCGGUUAAGCGCGGACAGGCCCACCGCUCCCCACCUCCCCGUCGCCUUUUCGGACAAUCGCCCAAGCGUCUCCGUUCUCCGCCGCCUGCCGGUCGCGUCCGUUCCCCCCCGCCGCAUACGCGUCGUACGUCCCUAGCUGUCACAUAUAGACAGCCAAAGGUGAUUCAGUUUGCAGGCAUGGAUCAGGGGCCUCGGCCGACGCUCGUGGCAUCUCUUCCUCGCCCUCCUACCCUCUUUCACCAAAGCUCCUAUUACGAUGACGACGAGGAGGGUGAGACGGCCAACGACACGCUCAAGCGUGGGCCGAUGGACAUCAAAGCCGGAACUGCCCUCAAGCGGCAGCGCCGCAAAGAAAAACUCUACCAGAAGCACUGCCGCAAGGCGUGCAAGAAAGAAGAGCGCCGCCCUGCGCCGGGCAAGGGCGCGGAGCGCAUGCGCGAGGUCGGCAUGGGUCUUGCCGCGUACAGAGGCAAGAAGGCCACGCCCGUGCAUGUGCUUUCGUACUGA
Diplodia corticola is the source of this 2370-nucleotide messenger RNA. RefSeq lists its product as uncharacterized. NCBI's taxonomy places the organism in Eukaryota, Fungi, Ascomycota, Dothideomycetes, Botryosphaeriales, Botryosphaeriaceae. The coding region runs from base 1 to 2370 and encodes 789 amino acids. The record is from RefSeq and is a predicted model, not a curated record. The transcript has a single exon.